GAUGGGAAGAGAAGGAAGGGGCGGGGGGGGAUAGAGGAAAAUGUGGGAGGAGUGGUUGGGAAUUUGUGAGUAGCAGACAGGAAGGCAUGGGGAAAGGCUGCAGGCGACUGGAAUGAGCAGGGAGAAAUGGGGUUCCGCAGGCGGCUUCGUUAAAGGGAGCUGGUGACUUGUCAUGUCCCUUCAGCCCCCCGGGUCCCUGGUGUCUCCCAUUUUUUAAAUUUUUUUUCUGGCGUUGUGUGGGAAAAAUGAAAGCAUCACUUGCCCUGGUUGCUGGCUUGAUCUAUUUUUUUUCAUAGGCCCAAACACGCAGCCGACUGCCAGCCAUCGCCUUUAGUGCUGUGGUCUUGGGUCUUCCUUUUUCAAGGGGCUUAGUAUGACACACACAGCAUGAGAGGGUAGAAGUUAUCCCCCAGAGGGGGGGAACACUGUCCCCCUUCUCCUCCAGUUUUCAGUGCAAGCCUUCACGGUGCUCGGUAGUGUAUUAGAAGCUCUAAGAGAUUCCAUCGUGAGCAGUUUUCUAAGCUGUUUUGACACAGCAGCCCGAUUCCCAUGUGAAAGCUAUUAAUAUCCUUGGAUGCAGCGUAUUUAAGAAUCCUAAUGCUCCUGGCUAGCUGGCGGUGAGCUGGGGCUUUGGAGCCAACGUGGUGGGCUCUCCAAGGAAACCCCUUUGAAACCAAUGGAUGCUUUCACGGGCUCGGGUCUCAAGAGGAAGUUUGAUGAUGUGGAUGUGGGCUCAUCCGUGUCCAACUCAGAUGAUGAGAUCUCCAGCAGCGACAGCGCGGACAGCUGCGACAGCCUCAACCCUCCGACGACUGCCAGCUUCACACCCACCUCCAUCCUGAAGCGGCAGAAGCAGCUGCGGAGGAAGAAUGUCCGCUUUGACCAGGUGACUGUGUACUACUUCGCCCGGCGCCAGGGUUUCACCAGUGUGCCCAGCCAGGGCGGGAGCUCCCUGGGCAUGGCCCAGCGCCAUAACUCUGUACGUAGCUACACGCUCUGUGAGUUUGCGCAGGAGCAGGAGGUGAACCAUCGGGAGAUUCUGCGUGAGCACCUGAAGGAGGAGAAACUCCAUGCCAAGAAAAUGAAGCUGACCAAGAACGGGACGGUGGAGUCGGUGGAGGCGGACGGCCUGACGCUGGAUGAUGUCUCGGAUGAAGACAUCGAUGUGGAGAACGUGGAGGUGGACGACUACUUCUUCCUGCAGCCUCUGCCCACGAAGCGGCGGCGGGCCCUGCUCAGGGCCUCUGGGGUCCAUCGCAUUGAUGCUGAGGAAAAGCAGGAACUUCGCGCCAUCCGCCUGUCACGGGAGGAGUGUGGCUGCGACUGUCGCCUCUACUGUGACCCGGAAGCAUGUGCCUGCAGCCAAGCUGGGAUCAAAUGCCAGGUGGAUCGCAUGUCCUUUCCAUGUGGCUGCUCCCGGGACGGCUGUGGGAACAUGGCUGGGCGCAUCGAGUUUAAUCCCAUCCGGGUCCGGACUCAUUACCUGCACACCAUCAUGAAGCUGGAGCUGGAGAGCAAGAGGCAGGUGAGCCGCCCCGCAGCCCCCGAUGGGGAGCCCUCGGCCGCUGCCAGCUGCAGCCCGACAGGGGCCCCGGGCUCCGAGACGCAGGGCUUCCAGGACUUCAUUGCUGAGAACGAGACAGCAGUGAUGCACCUGCAGAGCGCGGAGGAGCUGGAGCGGCUCAAGGCGGAGGAAGACUCCAGCGGCUCCAGCGCCAGCCUGGACUCGAGCAUCGAGAGCCUGGGCGUGUGCAUCCUGGGGGAGCCUCUGGCAGUUCCCGAAGAGCUGUGCCCAGGCCUUACAGCCCCUAUCCUCAUCCAGGCCCAGCUGCCCCCAGGCUCCUCCGUGCUGUGUUUCGCCGAGAACUCAGACCACCCGGCCGCCUCUCCGGUGAACAUGAACAACCCAUCGUACUUGAACAGCGGGCCCCUGGUCUACUACCAGGUGGAGCAGAGGCCAGUGCUGGCCGUGAAGGGAGAGCCUGGUCCAGAAGAAGGCCCGGCCCCUUUCCCCAAGGAGAAGGAUCUGAGUGUCUUCUCUGUCCCACUUACCUCACUGGUGGCUUGUCCCCCAGACCCCACUGCCCUCUGCAAACCUGAGAUGGGGAAGACAGCCACCCUGGAAGCGCUACUGCCCGAAGACUGCAACCCUGAGGAGCCUGGCAGUGAAGACUUCCGCCCUUCCUGGUCCCCCUCGAACCUUCCCUUCCGCUCAGACAGUGAGGACGGCUGUGGGGCGGAGGAGACAUCUCAGCUGAGCGAGGACCGGCCCCCCGAAGAGGCCGCCCUCGAGCUCCCUCUGGCUGUGUGACAUGGAGAUGGAGACUGCCUCUUCCCCACUCUAUUUAUUCCCUUAUUUUAUCGAACGUCAUUUCAAAACAAAACUGCAGAAGUGGCUGCUGCUCCCAUGUUAUUUUAUUGGGGUCUUUGGGGCGACGGGAGGGAAAGGAUUGUUUGUAUACAUAUUUUUUAAAAGAGAAGCAGUACCAAGGAGACCAGCCCCAGCUCGACCUGGGCUAGAGCCUUGGGGCAGAGGCUGCACUGCGCCCAAUAUUGAGCUUUCUGGGCCACUGGAACAAAGUAGGAUGUCCCAGAGAAGCUGGGUAAUGCAAGCAGCUGUUCUUCACGUAGGGACCAGAACACGAGCUUGGGGACCACGCCUCUCCGGAGCUCCAGGCAGGGCACAAGCUCACCACUGGCAAGGGCCCGUCCGCUAGCCCACCUCGGCGUGUCGCAGCACGAUUGGAGGGGUCUGGGGGCCGAAUCUAGAGAGGAGGGGGCGGAAGGGUGUGUGCUUCUGUACAAAACCUCUAGGGUUUCUAAAACUGUAACCUACCUUCCCCAACUCCCUCUUUGGUACAUAAGUUAAUAUUUGACAUGUUCCGUGUUCUCCGACCUGGUCCCCACACUGGGGAUUCCUGGUCUGUAACUUGAAUUGUUUCUUUCAUUUGUUCCUAGGUACUAGAGUUAAACUUGUCGAUUUGUCUUUUUUUUUUUUCCCUUUCUUUCUUCCUUUCUCUUUUUUCAUCCUUUGAAGAAGAAAGCUAGACUGGCUGGGGUGUGGCACCAUGAGCCCGAGUCUCCCCUGCUGUGCCAGGCAGCUGCAGGCUGGGGCUCACCCUCCUGCGGGAGGCCUGUGCGGUGCACCGGCCACGUCCAAAGGAGGCAGCCAGCACAGGUGGCCACCUGGGAAGUUGACUUUAUUGUGUCAUGCCUGCUUUUUCGCCCUGGCCCUCCCCCUGCCCCCAACGUUGGGCGAUCUGGGCUUUAGUAGAAUGUAGGCAAUCGAAGUCACUGACUAGUUUUGGUCCUUUUUUCCUGUAUCUGGAUAUACAGGGUUAGAGCUAUUUAGAAGAUUCUGGUUCAGUGCCCAGAACUGCAGGUGUUUAUUGGACCUCUCCACUGAAAAUCAAAGCCAAACCCAUCCUCAAGUGCCACGUGCAACCCCCAGGGCCCAGAGGACUCAGGUUCUGAGUCUAAUCUUUGCAGUCUACGGAAUGGGACUCACUUCCACUUCUUACCUCUGUUGGAGGGUUGGGGCCCGGCUUAGGUUCCGAGACCUGCUCCACUGAACACCACUGAUUUCCAUCUAGUAGCAGUUAUCUUGGCCUCUGGAGCAAAACAUUGUUUUUGCUAGCAUCCUUCACAUACCAUGCUUUACUUCUGUGGUUUGGCAACUUUUUUUUUUUUUUUUUUUUGUGAUGGGAGAGAACUGUUCCUACUCAGCUUCUCAUAAAACCUUCUUCUGUGGGCUGUCAAGGCCCAGCUGUGUUAAAGCAGCCUUCAUGUAUGUCGCAGCAGCAUAUCACCUAUGAAAACCUCUGAUGUCUGAUCUGAGCCUGGAAGGCUUCGUACACAGUACAGAUCCGUGUGUGACUCAUGUCACUUCCUGUUCAUUCCUGAGUUUGCUUGGUUUUGUUUGGAGGGGAGUUCUUAAUUAAGCACCUAGGUCCUUCUCUCCCCAAGUCUGAGCCUCACCAAACAGAGCUAAGGGUCUUCCAGAUAACACCCCCAGCUGAGCUGCGUUCCCCACCUUAGACUGGUGCCCUGGGAGCUAAGGCAGAGCUGAAGCGAGAAUCUGGUCUUUGGGGAGAAGAAUCUUUUUUGCACGUGGUGUUGAAAGGGGAGCGCGAGCUCUCAGGAAGGCUGCAGCUUAAUCUAGGAAGUAGAUUCCAGCUGCUCUAACACAACCACCGCUGGGCUCAAGCCAGGACGAUGAAUCUAGUUAUUCUCCUUGCCGACACUCCCCUCCCCCAUGAUAUUUGAGAAACUGAUCUCAGUCUCUCUCUUCAUUCACUCUGCUUUCCUGAUGCACACUGAUCCCAGACUUCUGAAUGCUAAACAUUAACAUUUAGCAUAAACCGUCUUGUCAAGCAAGGGGCCUUUCUACCACUUGGUCCAUUUCAUUUCUGGUGCUACCUGAGUUGGACGGGGUUCUAGCUCGUGGCUGUUAGGAGAGGCAGGCCUCUGACCAGAGAGAGCUUCGGUCCCCCUCAGCCUAGGUCUAGAUAAAUGACCCUGAUUACUGUGGCUCAUCAUUUUCCACUUUUCUUUCUCACAUACUGUACACAGUGUUUUCAAUGUGAAUCCAAAGCUUGUCUGGUUCUUUGAAAACUUUUUUUUUUUUUUUUUUGCCUUUUAGGUUCCUUACAUUGUGAUAAUGCUGUAUUUAAAGAGAAUA
Messenger RNA from Lepus europaeus (European hare), 4681 nucleotides. It is a transcript of the gene CSRNP2, whose product is annotated as cysteine and serine rich nuclear protein 2. The record is from RefSeq and is a predicted model, not a curated record. Gene Ontology annotation, biological process: regulation of transcription by RNA polymerase II. Bases 677 to 2311 code for a protein of 544 amino acids. The transcript has 6 exons. Gene Ontology annotation, molecular function: sequence-specific DNA binding; DNA-binding transcription factor activity, RNA polymerase II-specific. Gene Ontology annotation, cellular component: nucleus. NCBI's taxonomy places the organism in Eukaryota, Metazoa, Chordata, Mammalia, Lagomorpha, Leporidae.